Molecule: messenger RNA, 1141 nt
Organism: Saitoella complicata NRRL Y-17804
Lineage: Eukaryota; Fungi; Ascomycota; Saitoellomycetes; Saitoellales; Saitoellaceae
Exons: 3
Biological process (GO): fungal-type cell wall polysaccharide metabolic process
Cellular component (GO): fungal-type cell wall
Source: RefSeq, a predicted model, not a curated record
AAGGCGCCUACAACGACGCUGAAGACUACGACGAAGGCUGCUACCACAACUGCGAAGACUACGACGAAGGCUGCUACUACGACUAGUAAGGCUGCUACUACGACAUCGAAGGCUGCUACUACGACAUCGAAGGCUGCUACUACCACCACCAAAGUCUCGACAACCACCUCCAAGGCCGCCUCCACCACCACCAAAGCGACUUCCACUACGUCAAAAGCCUCAACAACCACCUCUCAGAAAUACACCGGUCCCACCGCACUCUACACCGGCCCCACCACCGGAAAACGCGGCCUCGCCUGGCCAUGGGACAACACCGAUCCAGUCUCCCUCUUCUCCACCCCAAAAGUCUCCUGGCUCUACGAUUGGUCACCCUCCCCCGUCGCCGCAAUUCCCUCCAACAUCGAAUUCGUCCCAAUGCAAUGGAACGGCGUCAACAUCCAAAACCUGGACGCGAUCGUCCAAGAGUACGCGUACGAACAUAUUCUCGGAUUCAAUGAGCCCGAGAGGACGGAUCAGAGUAAUAUGAAUGCGACGUAUGCUGCACAGUUGUGGAAACAAUACAUGAACCCCUUGUCGAAGAAGUAUGGUAUCAAACUCGGUGCGCCGGCCAUUACGAACGACCCGGAGGGAAUUCCGUGGAUCGUGGAUUUCUUCACCGCGUGUAAUGGCUCCUGCAUCGUCGAUUUCGUGCCGUUGCAUUGGUAUGGGACGACGCUCGGGUCGCUUUACGACUUUUUCUGGACUGUGUAUGGGGCCACUGGAAAUCAGUAUCCUGUGUGGAUUACGGAGUGGGCGUUUACAAAUUGGGAUACGACGAAUCCCAUGAACGCUACAGAAGUCGAGCCUUUGAUGGAGCAGGCGGUUGCGUACCUUGAUUCUGUUUCCAUUGUUGAGCGGUAUGCAUAUUUUGGUGCUAUGAGGAAUACGGGAAGUGUUGGGCCGGCUAGUCAGAUGAUUGGAAGUAAUGGGACGUUGACGUGGUUGGGUCAGCAGUAUGUUAAUAUUUAGAUGGAUAUUUUCUCUUUCUUAGAUAGAUAAUUCUUGCUGCGGAUCUCACCAGUUUGCCUAAAUUGGAUACCUCUGAUAUACUUUUCUUUCUUUCUACUUUCAAUUUCAUGGAGCAGUAUUGAGUAUGAGGCAC